AAUUACUUUGAGGUUACCCGAAAUGCUCCUCUUAUCGCUUCAUCUCGCGCCCAAGGCAGGCCCUUUGUUUUAGCCAGCCAGCCGAGCAGCACGUUGUUUGACCACAGAGCGCAUUGUUUUUUGUCCAGCUCUAAUUAGCCAACUUAUGUACGAUCUAGAGCUACCGUAUCAGAGGACGUACACGGUCUCUCUAGCGACGCCACGCAUUACCGACCUGGUGCAUCGAAGUUCAGGGCUGUGUGAGGCUGAUACCAGAUUGAGUUUACCUGGAUAAAGAACACCAUGUCCGAUUCCCGACGUCCGUUUGUGACCACAGAGCAGGUGAAGGACAUCCUGGUGUCUGUGUAUCACCACCAUCCGACAACAAUCACCGAACUGCCUUCGUUUAUGGACAGAAACUUCCUGGUGGAAUCAGCAACGCUUGACCGGUGCGUGUUGAAAGUGACCAACCCGGAUGAAUCCACUAACGACGGCAAGCUGAAGGCUCUGGUAGAUGUUGCCCUGGUACUGAAGAACAACGGAUUCCUAUGUCCAGUUCACUUGCCCAAUAUACAUGGCAAUAUGUUUACCAAAAGAGGAUUCCCUGUACCAUUACAAGACAGCCCCCAAGAAGACUGUUGUGUCCGUCUCCUCACCUAUCUGCCUGGAGAGCCCUUAGACAGUUGUCUUCCCCUGCAUCGCAAGGAGACCUACUUCAUGCUGGGAGUGCUGCUGGCCGAACUGCAUGACGUACUGAAGGAUUUCCCAACGUAUUGCCUGCAGGUAGAAAAGGAUAAUAGAUGGAUCGCAGAAAAUGCCGGAAUAUUGGAGAACUACCUGCUUACAACUCAGGAAGACGAUAUAAGGGACAUCGCGAGGAGCGUUCUUGAGGAUUUUCAGAGCAAUUUGUCGGCAAAACAUGGCUCCUUGCAAAAAGGAGUGAUUCAUGGCGAUCUCAACCUGGCCAACAUCAUCGUCAAGCCUCAGCUGCCUGGAUCCCAACUGGUUGAUUACAGGGAAGAUGGAAAACAGUUAUUUGGAAUAAUAGAUUUCAACGAAGUCUGCUACACAUACCGAGUGGCAGAUAUCGCACAGCUAAUAUUCGGUGCCAUGCAGAAAUCUAAAGCUGGCCAACAGGAAGUACUUCGGAUUGGUGGUCACGUGAUUUCCGGUUAUCUAUCCAUUCGGGCACUCGGUGCAAGUGACCUUGAGAUGUUGUAUGACUUUAUGCUAAUAUACAGCUGCCAGAUUGUUGUAUUUGGAGAACAUUCCAUUCGUCAACAGAAGAAUGGGAACACGUACAUCCAAGGUCUGGUGGAUGGAAGUAAGCGAUGGCUGAGGUUUCUCAAGUCUGUAUCACGGAAGUCUGUGUGUGGAGUAUGGAAUGAUAUCCUGGUGGAUUACGGAAUACAUUCCACACAUGCCAUUCAGAAUCGAUCUUCGGCCAAUGACGCAUAAUGGUUAUUUCCCGUUCUCUUUUCUUUUGUUGUGUGACACAUCGCUCAAGACCAGGAGAUACGAUGUAAAACAGCCUUUCCCUCUGCGUUUGCUCGACAUUUUGGGUUACAAGUUUUUAAGAAGAAUUUUGAAGAUAAUCAGUUGAUGGAUUUUAUUUCCGGACAACUUACGAACACGAGGUAUAUAAGUUGACCAAAUUUGAUGGUUAAAAGUCUGUAUUGUUGGCUUAAGAGGUGAGGUGAAAUUGGGUUUAACGUCGUGCUUGAGAAUAUUUCGCUCAUAUGACGACGUGCAUGCGUGUGUAUGUGUAUAUGCGGCUG
Messenger RNA from Haliotis rubra (blacklip abalone), 1757 nucleotides. RefSeq names its product hydroxylysine kinase-like. The record is from RefSeq and is a predicted model, not a curated record. The coding region runs from base 283 to 1437 and encodes 384 amino acids. Gene Ontology annotation, molecular function: amino acid kinase activity. NCBI's taxonomy places the organism in Eukaryota, Metazoa, Mollusca, Gastropoda, Lepetellida, Haliotidae. The transcript is spliced from 7 exons.